Talpa occidentalis (Iberian mole) is the source of this 815-nucleotide messenger RNA. Its product is annotated as SLA class II histocompatibility antigen, DQ haplotype D alpha chain-like. Bases 45 to 815 code for a protein of 256 amino acids. NCBI's taxonomy places the organism in Eukaryota, Metazoa, Chordata, Mammalia, Eulipotyphla, Talpidae. Gene Ontology annotation, cellular component: MHC class II protein complex; membrane. The transcript is spliced from 4 exons. The record is from RefSeq and is a predicted model, not a curated record. Gene Ontology annotation, biological process: immune response; antigen processing and presentation of exogenous peptide antigen via MHC class II; positive regulation of T cell activation. Gene Ontology annotation, molecular function: MHC class II protein complex binding.
CAUUGUUCAACUCAAUCAGCAACUGCUGAGACCACUUUGAGAAGAUGAUGGUCCUAUACAGAGCUCUGAUUCUGGGGGCCCUCACUCUGACCACCGUGAUGAGUCCCUGCAGAGGUGAAGACAUUGUGGCUGACCUCAUUGGAACCUAUGGCAUAACCAUGUACCAGUCUUACGGUCCCUCUGGCCAGUACAGCUUUGAAUUUGAUGGAGAUGAGAUAUUCUACGUGGACCUAAAGAAGAAAGAAACUUUCUGGCGGCUGCCUGUGUUUGGCAAACUUACAAGUUUUGACCCACAGGGUGGACUCACCAGUAUAGAAACAAUAAAACACAACUUGGACGUCGUGAUUAAACGUUCCAACUCUACUGCUGCUACCAAUGAGGUCCCUGGGGUGACUGUGUUCCCCAAGUCUGCUGUUAUGCUGGGCCAGCCCAACAUCCUUAUCUGUCUUGUGGACAACAUCUUCCCGCCUGUGAUCAACAUCACAUGGUUAAAGAAUGGGCACUCAGUCACAGAGGGUGUGUUCGAGACCAGCUUCCUCACCAAGCAAGAUUAUUCCUUCCUCAAAAUCAGUUACCUCACCUUCCUCCCUUCUGAUGAUGAUGUUUUUGACUGCAAGGUGGAGCACUGGGGCCUGGAGGAGCCACUCCUGAAACACUGGGAACCUGAGAUUCCAACCCCUCUUUCGGAGCUGACAGAGACUGUGGUCUGUGCCCUCGGGUUGGAUGUGGCCCUCGUGGGCACCGUGGUGGGAACCAUCCUCAUCAUCCGAGGCCGGCGCUCAGGUGGGGCAUCCAGACAGCAAGGGCCCUUGUGA